CUCCUUUUCUCCUGCUUCACUUCCUCACGCCUUUUUUCUAUUCUCUUCUCUUCUUUUCUCUUCUCUAAUUCUAUCCCUCUCAACAAAAUCCUUCUCAGUAGCCAUUCUGUUACACACUCCAUCUUCUCUUUGUUUUUCGUUUCAAAGUCCAACAACACCAGAAAAUCGUUGAAGUGGGAUGGGAGCUUGACUUUCUUCAGCAUAUUUUAUAUGGGUAUGUGAUCCCAGGGUAUCUAUCGGCAAUUGAGUGAUGGGGGGUAUCUGUUCUAGGAAGAGAGAUCAACACGUGGUGGAAGAUGAUUUACAUAGAGGAAUUUCGGGAAGGUAUUGUAGAAGUGGCAGCAUAAAAUGGUCGAGGUCCAGGAGUUUACGUUCCAAGUCCAAUCAAUGUCAAUGUCCCGGAGGGGGAACCUGUCCCUCUCUCAUGGAUUUGUGCAUAAAUAGGAUACGGGAGGAUUUUCACAAAUACGAAUCCUUUUCUAUUCUUCCAAGAGACAUUAGCCAGCAGAUCUUCAAUGAAUUGGUUGAUUCUCACUGCCUGACAGAAGCUUCUCUCGAAGCUUUCCGAGAUUGUGCUCUUCAGGAUAUUGACCUGGGUGAAUAUAGUGGAGUGGAUGAUAAUUGGAUGGAUAUCAUCUCUUCCCAAGGGUUGUCUUUACUUUCAGUUGAUGUUUCUGGGUCUCAGGUGACAGAUAAUGGACUAGUACUCCUAAAGGAUUGCUCAAACCUUCAAGCAUUGACUCUCAAUUACUGUGAUCAAUUUUCAGAAUAUGGGCUCAAGCACAUAAGUGGUCUUUCAAACUUGGAUUCCUUGAGUAUCAGGAAGAGCAGCAGUGUCAAGCCUGAUGGAAUGCGUGCUUUCUCCAACUUAUUUAAUUUGGAGAAGUUGGACCUUGAGAGGUGUUCAGAAAUUCAUGGUGGAUUUGUUNAUCUUAAAGGUUUGAAAAAGCUUGAGUUCCUCAAUAUUGGAUGCUGUAAAUGUGUUACGGAUUCAGACAUGAAGUCUAUCUCAGAGCUUAUAAAUUUGAAGGAGUUACAUAUUUCCAACAGCAGUAUUACUGAUAUUGGGAUUUCCUAUUUAAGAGGUUUGGAGAAGCUUAUCACAUUAAAUGUUGAAGGAUGCAAUAUUACUGGUGCAUGCUUGGAGUCUAUUCAUGCCUUGGCUUCCUUGGCAUGCUUAAAUCUCAGCAGAUGUGGUCUCUCCAAUGAUGGAUUUGAGAAAAUUGCUGGUCUUAAAAGCUUGAAGAGGUUAAGCUUGGCUUUUAACAGGAUCACCGAUGCAUCUUUAGUUCAUCUGAAAGGUUUAACAAAUUUGGAGUAUUUGAACCUGGAUUCUUGCAGGAUAGGCGAUGAUGGGCUUGCUAAUUUGACAGGCCUCACACUCUUGAAAAGUCUGGUGCUGUCGGACACUGACAUUGGGAAUAGCGGGCUGCGGUAUAUAUCAGGUUUAAAUAAACUCGAAGAUUUAAAUCUGUCAUUUACUACAGUAACUGAUAAUGGUCUGAAAAGGUUGUCAAGGUUGACACAACUUAAAUCACUUAAUCUGGACACCCGACUGAUUACCGACAACGGGCUUUCAAAUCUUAUCGGUCUGAGUGGAUUGGUAACAUUGGAUCUCUUUGGAGCACACAUUUCAGACCAUGGAACUGCAUAUUUGCGAUCAUUCAAGAACUUGCAAUCCCUUGAAAUAUGUGGCGGAGGAUUAACUGAUGAUGGCGUAAAAAAUAUAAGAGAAAUUGUCUCCCUGACACAGCUAAACCUGUCCCAGAAUUGCAACUUGACAGAUAAAACUUUGGAAUUGAUAUCUGGCAUGACAGCACUGCGAUCGCUAAAUGUUUCAAAUUCUCGUAUAACCAAUGGAGGACUACGGUAUCUGAAGCCUUUAAAGAAUUUACGCAGUCUUACCUUGGAGUCUUGCAAGGUUACUGCUUCUGAAAUUAAGAAGCUUCAGUCAACUGAUCUUCCAAAUUUGAUAAGCUUUCGGCCAGAAUAAACCAGGAGAGAAUUAUGUUAUCUAUCUGGUGAACAAUUCUCUGUACAUAUUUAUGGCCACUGUUUGAAUAGUUAAGAAAAAUGUACAUAAAAUUAGCAUGCAAGAAUGUAAUUAUGCCUUAUUUUGCAUGUUUGUAUUUUCCCGUCUAAGAAUAAUUGUGCAUAUAUCUUUCUUUUUCCCUUUCUCUCCUGGAUUUAGAUGCCUGAUGGGGCUAUCUAUAUUGUCUGUGCAUAUGCUCAUGUAUGUCUAUGUUUGGACCAGAGUGAUGAUGCUCAUUACUGUAUCCGUAAAGUGAUGAAUUGUUACUGGCUUUUAGUUA
Vigna radiata var. radiata (mung bean) is the source of this 2312-nucleotide messenger RNA. RefSeq names its product F-box/LRR-repeat protein 14. Bases 251 to 1993 code for a protein of 580 amino acids. The transcript is spliced from 16 exons. NCBI's taxonomy places the organism in Eukaryota, Viridiplantae, Streptophyta, Magnoliopsida, Fabales, Fabaceae. Gene Ontology annotation, biological process: SCF-dependent proteasomal ubiquitin-dependent protein catabolic process. The record is from RefSeq and is a predicted model, not a curated record. Gene Ontology annotation, molecular function: protein binding. Gene Ontology annotation, cellular component: SCF ubiquitin ligase complex.